AUGAAGUUCAGCACAGUUCUCACAGCCAUCACCUCGGCGAGCCUUGCAGCUGCAAAGCCGAUCUCCAAGCGGGAGCUGGGCGGUGUCCUCCUGUGCACUGGAGCCAACGCCACAGGCACAUGCGAGCAUGUCGUCUACCCGCUGGAGACGUGCGUCAACGUGACUGCACCCUUCUACCAGAACGCGGCGACGUUUGCGCCGGACGGCGAGGAGUUCUUCUGCUACCCGUACAUCAUGCCCUGCGGCGGCCUCUGCACGUCGCCGACAGGAUGCACCAUGGGCCCCGUCGACUUCACAUACAAGAACAAGUUCAACAUGAGCGUUACCGGCUGGGACCACUACCUCUCGAGCGUCACCUGCCACCAGGGCCCAACCCCCAGCGGUUUUUACUAG
Molecule: messenger RNA, 393 nt
Organism: Phaeoacremonium minimum UCRPA7
Lineage: Eukaryota; Fungi; Ascomycota; Sordariomycetes; Togniniales; Togniniaceae
Exons: 2
Coding region: 1-393 (130 amino acids)
Source: RefSeq, a predicted model, not a curated record